CACCGGGUCCCAGAUGGAGAUUCCCCGCCAGCACUUGGCGAUCGCCGAGGAACAUUGACAGGCGGGAGGUCUGUAUCAUGCUGCUUUGUAUUGAUCUGCAUCGUAGAGCAAUACAAAGCAGCAUGUCUCCCUAGUAAAACACACACCGCACAUAAUGUAAAACACAACACACAGUUAACCCUUUGAUCACCCCAGAUGUUAAACCCUUCCUGCCCAGUGUCAUUAGUACAGUGUCAGUGCUUUUUAUUAGCACUGAUCACAGUAUUAGUAUCACUGGGGAUGUCAGUGACAGUCAGUUCCCACCCAGUGUCAGAAAGCUCGCCGCAGUCCC
This is a messenger RNA of Staurois parvus, 331 nucleotides long. The record is from the annotation of a GenBank genome assembly. Lineage: Eukaryota; Metazoa; Chordata; Amphibia; Anura; Ranidae.